GUUUUCAAUAUCUACAUCUACAUCUUCAUCAUUAUGAUACGCAGAAUCAUGCCAUGCUUCUUAAAACCUUUGUGUCAUUUAUCGGGAGCGGCGAAAUUUCGGUUGCUUUGCAUCCAUGUUAUUCUAAGUUGUUCCUUUACUCUUAGUUUCUCGGGUUCUCCGAACAAAAGCAAUUCCAAGGCUCAGCCCCAUCAAAUCUGUCUCCGUACCAUCCUGACCGCUGUCUCCCAUCGAUAAGAGACGAAGUGUCUCAACGAUUUUAUCAACAUUGUAUUCUUACCUGCUCUCUUAUAGGCUGAUCAUCCACUGCAAGAAGACGUGCUUUGGUUGAGAGAAGUGCAGAGAUAUGGACUACUCAUUUUAUUCCAAUCCUCAGUCACAGCAACCAUUCCCCAUCUACGAUCUCCACGGACUACCCACACCCGAUCAGAACAACCCAGCGCCUCAGGGGGAUGAUAUCAAUGAUCCAUUCAGUUCUCUAGUUAAUUAUCAUUCAUUCGACCCUUCCUUUCGCAUUCAGAACCCCGCCGCCCCUUCGUCCUUUGUCCCUCCACCGCACUCCCCACCUGAAUCCUUCUCCAAACACUCUGUUUCGAGCAAUGAUUUCCCCAAUAGCCAUGCGGAGCCUGGAUCCGUCGAAGGCGGCGAUGAUCAACUCCAGCAUCGGAGCAGCAGCGAGGAAAAGGACAAUCUGACUCCAGCACAAAGCAAGCGCAAGGCACAGAACCGAGCUGCGCCCGCGCUGAAAACAUGCUGUGGAAUAAGUGCGGCUAACGUAUCCCCCAUCGGUGCAUCCAGUCAGCGAGCCUUCCGCGAACGAAAGGAGCGCCAUGUCCGCGAACUCGAAGAGAAAGUCAGCACGCUCGAGCAAGAAUCCACCACCCUAGCCGCCGAUAACGAACGGCUGAAGCGGGAGCUGGCCAAGUACGCAACGGAGAAUGAGGUUCUACGGGCUACCACGGGCCGAUUGGCGAGUUCGCAAGGCCGUCAUCUGGACUCGGAGCCAACCGUCACAGGUCCGAUGAAGUACACCCCCACUGACUUUUACACGAAUCUUGUGCCGAAGGGUGAGCCGGCGCCUACGCAUCGGGUGACGAUCUGCGAGAAGACGGGGGAGAGGCUCCUCGAUGCCGGAGCGACCUGGGACCUUAUCCAGGGGCAUGAGCUGUACAAGCAGGGCCUGGUGGAUAUCGGGGAUGUCUCUGAUCGGUUGAAGGGGAUGGCUCAGUGCAAUGGACAGGGUCCGGCGUUCAGGGAAGGCCAGGUGCUCCGGGCCAUUGAGGCGAGCGCUGCGGCUGGCCGCGAUGAAUUGAUAUGA
Messenger RNA from Aspergillus novofumigatus IBT 16806, 1318 nucleotides. RefSeq names its product putative bZIP transcription factor (Fcr3) (gene rsmA). Lineage: Eukaryota; Fungi; Ascomycota; Eurotiomycetes; Eurotiales; Aspergillaceae. Bases 347 to 1318 code for a protein of 323 amino acids. The transcript is spliced from 3 exons. Gene Ontology annotation, cellular component: RNA polymerase II transcription regulator complex. The record is from RefSeq and is a predicted model, not a curated record. Gene Ontology annotation, molecular function: transcription cis-regulatory region binding; DNA-binding transcription activator activity, RNA polymerase II-specific.